Stereum hirsutum FP-91666 SS1 is the source of this 2082-nucleotide messenger RNA. Its product is annotated as Pkinase-domain-containing protein. Lineage: Eukaryota; Fungi; Basidiomycota; Agaricomycetes; Russulales; Stereaceae. Gene Ontology annotation, molecular function: protein kinase activity; ATP binding. Bases 1 to 2082 code for a protein of 693 amino acids. Gene Ontology annotation, biological process: protein phosphorylation. The transcript is spliced from 13 exons. The record is from RefSeq and is a predicted model, not a curated record.
AUGUUCUCUUACAACUUCAAACUCCUCGCACUCGUUGUGGGGUUCUUCGCAACCGCCCAACUCUGCUUGGCGUACCCACAACAUGUCGGCAAUCAUGACAACAACUUCGACCACUACGAGCUCGCCGUGUUGCACACCGCAACGAUGCCAGUCGACCCGCUACCCACUACGGUCACUGCUGACCCACUCAAGACCAAGUCAGCACCCAAGCUCACUCAACGGGAUCAAAUCAUCAUCAUCUCCGUCGUCGGAACCGUUACCUUCGCCGCUCUCGGCGUGCUCCUCUACAAGCUGAGGUCGUGUGCCCGUCCGCCAACCGAUACCCCGCAUCCUGCGCCCAACACACCCACGCGUCGCAGUCAAGAAGCUAUGGAGUAUAUGGAGAACGGAGAGAAGGUCGGAGCGACACAUCAGCUACCAGAGCUCACUCGCUUUCCCAGUCGUCUCGCUAACACUCUCUGUCUUGGGCUGUUUGCGACAGGAAAUCUUGUGUGUCUCCUUCAGACGUCUUUUCAUAUACCUAUGGACGCACAUUCCGAUCCGGAGGAGUUCUACGUGAAGCAGGACAGAAUCGGAAAAGGAUCGUUUGGAGAAGUUUUCAAAGGCUAUGAUAAACGAACACAAAAGACGGUCGCGAUCAAGAUAAUAGACCUGGAAAGUGCAGAGGACGAGAUCGAGGACAUACAGCAGGAGAUCCAGAUUCUAUCCCAACUUGAUUCCCCUCAUGUCACCAAGUAUUAUGGAUCCUACCUCAAGGGUUCCCACCUGUGGAUUGUCAUGGAAUACUGUUCUGGUGGUUCAUGUUCUGAUCUUAUGAAACCAGGUGUAUUUCGAGAAGAGUACAUUGCGAUCAUGAUCCGCGAACUCCUCCGUGGGCUGGAUUAUCUCCAUACAGAGGGCAAACUCCAUCGAGAUAUCAAAGCCGCCAACAUCCUUCUCUCGGCCACGGGCGAAGUCAAACUCGCCGACUUUGGUGUUUCAGGACAACUCUCAGGUACCUUAUCCGCCAAGAAAAAUACCUUCGUUGGAACACCAUACUGGAUGUCGCCCGAAGUCAUCAAGCAGAGUGGAUACGACCACAAGGCAGACAUCUGGAGCUUGGGCAUCACGGCGAUCGAACUGGCCAAGGGCGAGCCUCCUUACGCCGAAUUACACCCCAUGAAGGUUCUCUUCCUCAUACCUAAGAACCCUCCUCCACAAUUAGACCCGAGCUUCUCGAGGCCCUUCAGGGAGUUCGUCUCCUAUUGUUUGCAAAGAGAUCCACGAGACAGACCAAGCGCUCGUGAUCUCCUGAAGCAUAAGUUUGUACGUAUGGCGAAGAAGACGAGUUACCUGACGGAGCUCAUCGAGCGACACGAACGAUGGAAGGCGGAAGGUGGAGAACGGGCAGACGAGGAAGCGCAGGAACGGGUGGAUGACCUAGUAGGACAGACGGACCCGGAAGACCUCUGGGACUUUGGCACAGUUCGCAAUACCGCCGCCCGUCCAGGGACAAUCGGACGCGCAAACCCCAACCCAAUGCCAGUCUCAGGCCCACCUUUAACCUGGGAAUACAACGGUGAUAGCGUACGAUCGACUGACUCUGGUGGCUCAGGAUCGUCCGCGCAAAUCAACAUCAAUGGUGGCCGAAGGGGAGGCAGUUCAGGUUCGGACUCGAAUACGUCGAUAUCGUCGUCCAUCACGGCGAAGGGAGACCAUCUACCGCCGAUACCGCAGGGACAGGUGCCAGGCAGAUUUGAUCAUCAGGCCACGGUGCGACAUGGGCUUCCCGGGGAGAAGGGGUCGAAGAGCAGUAGCAGUGGUGGUGGUGGCGGGCAGAGGAGGGAAGUUGUGGAUGAGUAUGAUGAUUAUGCUGAUGAUCGGGUGCCAGAGGAUGAUUUGGCGGAUACAACGAUGUUGGAUUCGGUCGUUCUGCCGGCGAUUGCUUCGUUGUUCCCCCGUGUCAGCACGCAAGAAGCCCGCGUCGCACUGAGCUCCCUUCAGCGUGCAUUUACGGAGGCCGAACGUAUCAUUCCUGGUGUGACCAUGGAGCUGGUCAACGAGAUCGUAGACUCCGUCGAGCACGUUGAAGAUGAGCGAUGA